Aptenodytes forsteri (emperor penguin) is the source of this 979-nucleotide messenger RNA. RefSeq names its product small integral membrane protein 11A (gene SMIM11). Bases 334 to 522 code for a protein of 62 amino acids. The record is from RefSeq and is a predicted model, not a curated record. The transcript is spliced from 6 exons. NCBI's taxonomy places the organism in Eukaryota, Metazoa, Chordata, Aves, Sphenisciformes, Spheniscidae.
CCCUCGCACCAGCGGGUGUGGGAGGCGGCAGCAGAAGUUCCCUCGAAGUAACCUGCCGCCUCCCGGCCGGCUCUCGGACGAGGGAGCGUGAGGUUUAAAAGCUGCUGGAGACACGCUCGCUGGCUAUAAACUGCAGGCAGGCCUGAUUCGGCCGUCUCCUGGCGUAUUGCCGCAGGAGUUUGGAGCAUGUGAGGAGCUGCCGGAGGAAUCACUAAUACUUUCAUUUGUGCUUCCUCAGAUGCUCCUGCCCCGGUCUGUGCCUUUAGAAGUGUGACGCUCAUCGGUGCUGGGAGCAGCCUGCUGCGGGACGGACAAUAUCAUCACACAGCCAAGAUGGUGGCAUUUAACUGGAAGGCUUUGGAGAAUUUCCCAUUGCUGAUGUACAUUUUGGCCGCUAAAACAUUGAUUCUUUGCUUAGCAUUUGCUGGAGUAAAAAUGUACCAGAGCAAAAAAAUUGAAGAAAAACUGAAGAGGGAACGUGAAGAGAAAUUUAAAACAGAAGUAGAGAAGAAGGAUGAUUAAAGAGUCUCAGAAAUAAAGGCUUAGACGUGUAGCAGUGCCGACAGAAUAUUGUUCCUGUAUCCCUCCUUCUUUCCUCUGUGCAUUUCUCUCCGUAAUUCCUCCACAUGGUCGCUGCAGAAGGAAAUUUCAAAGAACAAGUUCACAGAGGCAGAGGCUGGGCUUCGAGCGAUGUUGGUUGCAUUUCCACUACCUGGCCAGCCUUCUCCCAGUUCUCAGACGUGGCACAAAAUGGGCCCCACUCUGCCUGCUCAGUCACAGAAGCUCACACCUUGUGUCCCAUCAUUACAUCCCUGGCUUGGGCCUCUGUAGGCUCUUGCCCCAGGUGCAUUUGUCCCAUCUGUACCCUGGGUUGCAUCAUGCUAUUAGGACAGAGGACUUGAAAAUAGGGAAAAAACUGUGUUGAGCCUAUCAUUACAGGCCUGCUUCAUGAGCUGGAGGGAAAUAAAAGUUUUUUCCA